GUUACGCAUCUUGUUAUUCUAAUGUCUUUGGUAUGAAUAUGUCUUAUCAACAAGCUUUUGAACUGCGCAGUCGCUUUGCGAUUUGAAAUGUCGGGGAUUUUUUUGGGAGCCGUCAACAGAAAUCCACAAUAACCGGACUCUCGAGAUCGGGUUCGCCACAGUUCAGUUGGCAUCGGACGUUCGUCUUGCGAAGAUCGAUCUCGGUUUGUGGGUAGCGCGGUCUCAACAAAUCAUCUCAAGAUGCCGAAAACAGCGGCAGUUACCAGUCUCCCAGAAGAACCGACAAUUAACGCGAAAAGAUUUCGCCUGGAGCUUCUCUAUCUCUGUGCAGUGCUGCUAAUGGUUGUGGCUUUGGCUGCUGGCUAUUUCACGUGGAUGAUGUCCCACUCAACAAGUUCGUCAAACAAGGGCCUCCACAUACUCGAUCGCAGCGAAUGGCAGGGGGAACCACCCAGUGGGAAGUACCCGCACCUCAAGCUGCCCGUCGCCAAUGUUAUCAUCCACCACACGGCGACCGAAGGAUGCGAUCAGGAGGAUGUUUGCAUAUACCGCAUGAAGAUCAUUCAGGCGUUCCAUAUGAAAUCUAUGGGUUGGGUGGACAUCGGCUAUAACUUUUUGGUGGGCGGCGAUGGUCAAAUCUACGUGGGCCGCGGCUGGCACAUCCAGGGUCAGCAUGUAAAGGGAUAUGGUGCCAUCUCCGUGAGCAUAGCCUUUAUCGGAACCUUUGUGAAUAUGGAGCCACCAGCUCGUCAAAUCGCAGCAGCCAUGCGACUGAUGGACGAGGGCGUACGUCUACAUAGAUUGCAGCCAGAUUACCAUAUAUAUGCCCAUCGUCAAGUUAGUCCCACCGAAAGUCCUGGUCAGAAGCUUUACGAGCUGAUGCAGAACUGGCCUCGUUUCACACAGGAUGCAACAUCAUUGCGACUGCUGAGCAAUGAGACUGUGAAGCUCGUUACCCGACCUUAUUGGUUGGCCCAGCCGCCUAUAGGGCCACUUACUCCUUUGAAGCUGCCAAUUGAGAGCGUAAGAUUUGUGGCCACCAAUACUACAUCGUGUUCCACUCAAGCCGAGUGCACUUUUCGUGUGCGCCUCUUGCAAAACAGGCAUAUUGAGAGCAAUGGAUAUAAGGACAUUAACUACAAUUUCGUGGCGGCUGGGGAUGAAAACAUCUACGAGGCCAGAGGCUGGGAUCACAGCUGUGAACCUCCAAAGAAUGGAGAUGAACUAGUCGUGGCCUUCGUUGGUCCUUCAAGUAGCAAUAAAAAGAUAGCCUUAGAACUAAUUAAACAUGGCAUCAAACUGGGCCAUAUAAGCGAGAACUAUACUCUUAUUGACGACUCAGAAAAGUCAUAGAAAACUGAAAGAACGGGGGAAUGAAGCUUUAUCAGUGCCAUUCCUGUGCCAUUUUUCAAAGUGAUAUUAGUUUAAGAUCUUAUAUUAAGCAUCGAAAUUCUCUCAAAUCCAAUGCGUCACAAUCUCCUUCGUAUUUAUAGAAAUAAACAUGCCUUUAUUGAUUUUCAACA
Messenger RNA from Drosophila yakuba, 1523 nucleotides. It is a transcript of the gene PGRP-LF, whose product is annotated as peptidoglycan-recognition protein LF. The coding region runs from base 241 to 1353 and encodes 370 amino acids. The record is from RefSeq and is a predicted model, not a curated record. Lineage: Eukaryota; Metazoa; Arthropoda; Insecta; Diptera; Drosophilidae. The transcript has 4 exons. Gene Ontology annotation, molecular function: zinc ion binding; N-acetylmuramoyl-L-alanine amidase activity. Gene Ontology annotation, biological process: peptidoglycan catabolic process.